CGACCUGAGCAACACCCACUUGAACGGCCGCAUUCCUCCCGAGAUUGGCAGCCUCACCACUCUCACUCUCCUCAACCUCGCGAACUGUUCUCUACGUGGGUACAUUCCCACCACAUUCAGUGCUCUCACGUCUCUCUCCCUCGUAGAUCUGAGUCACAACACCCUACGGGGCACCAUGCCGUCGUUCCUCAGCCUCCUGCAGAAUUUGAGGCGCCU
Closterium sp. NIES-65 is the source of this 216-nucleotide messenger RNA. Lineage: Eukaryota; Viridiplantae; Streptophyta; Zygnematophyceae; Desmidiales; Closteriaceae. The record is from the annotation of a GenBank genome assembly.